Molecule: messenger RNA, 1554 nt
Organism: Pseudoliparis swirei
Lineage: Eukaryota; Metazoa; Chordata; Actinopteri; Perciformes; Liparidae
Gene: fhl1a
Product: four and a half LIM domains 1a
Exons: 6
Coding region: 89-979 (296 amino acids)
Biological process (GO): muscle organ development
Molecular function (GO): transmembrane transporter binding
Source: RefSeq, a predicted model, not a curated record
UCUGGUCUUGACCCUCUGUGGAUGCUACCGUCUCCUCCUGUCUGCGUUUUCUUUUCUACUCUUUUUUGUCUCCUGAUUGGAAGCAAACAUGGCGUUCAGACACUCAGGUCACAAAAGUUAUCUCAGCUCCACCAUGACUGAUCGCUUCGACUGCUACUACUGCCGGGACAACCUGCACGGGAAGAAGUACGUGAAGAAGGAGGAGAAGCACGUGUGCACCAAGUGCUUCAACAAGCUCUGCGCCAACACCUGUGCAGAGUGCAAACGUCCCAUCGGGGCUGACUCCAAGGAGCUGCACCAUAAGAACCGCUACUGGCACGAGGACUGCUUCCGCUGUGCCAAGUGCUACAAGCCCCUGGCCAGCGAGUCCUUCAACGCCCGCGACGAUGGCAAGAUAAUGUGUAGCAAGUGUGGCUCCCGGGAGGACGGCAACCGUUGCCAGGGCUGCUACAAGGUGGUCAUGCCAGGAUCCCAAAACGUGGAGUAUAAAAACAAGAUGUGGCACGAGGAGUGCUUCAUGUGCUUUGAGUGCAAGCAGCCGAUCCGCACGCAGAGCUUCCUGGCCAAGGGCGAUGACAUCUACUGCGCUCCCUGCCACGACAAGAAGUUCGCCAAGAAGUGCUUCCACUGCAAGCAGGCCAUAAGCUCAGGAGGGAUCAGCUACCAGGACCAGCCCUGGCACUCCGAGUGCUUUGUGUGCCACACCUGCCGUAAGACUCUGGCUGGAGCUCGCUUCACCUCCCACGAGGACAAGGUCUACUGCGUGGACUGCUUCAAGAGCGAUGUGGCCAAGAAAUGCCAUGGAUGCAAAAACCCCAUCACAGGGUUCGGCCACGGCACCAACGUGGUGAACUACGAAGGAUACUCCUGGCACGAGUAUUGCUUCAACUGCAAGAAGUGCUGCCUCACGCUGGCCAAUAAGCGCUUCGUCAUCAAUGAAGAACACAUCUACUGCCCCGACUGUGCUAAAAAGGUUUGAACUGCAAAUGAGCUGCGCAGAGGAGUCUGUUUCUGCUGGAAUGACACCAAAAACAGACCUUAAGACGGUUCAUUUGCAAAAGAACACAUUUUGUUGUUGAAUUUGGAAAAUAAAGGCGAAAGAGUCAAUGUAGGCGCCGCUUCUCUUUUUAACAUUGAGCAGAGUUUUUUUUGUCAACUAACUAUAUCCUAGUUUGAGUCAUGUAUCUAUAUAUACAUUAUUGCAACGUGUCUGGUGUUGGAUACAAUAAUGGCACCAUCAUUUGAUUUGGGGGACUGUGAUGUGCAACAUUAGUCACAUUUAAUCCAGAAUUCUGUGCAGCUUUGAGACAAAAGCCUUUUUAGUGCCUUACUGGAAUCAGAAUAUGCUUUGUACAUGCAUACUGCUCCUCAUGCAUACCAGCUUUCAUUAAUAAUCUGUUGCAUUCAUGUUUGAAUUGAUUAAAGGAAUUUACACAAAUGUUUAGAGGGAAUUUACAUUAGAUCUUUGAGAUUGAUGCCAACAUAUAAAAUGCUCAUGUAUUCAAGACUUUGUGGUUGAAUUAAAAAUAAAACAAGAAUAAAAGGUAGAAGUAG